AUGUCCCGUGUUUCUGUUGAGCAAUCUUUCUCCUACCAGUCACUUUUUGAGGUGGUGAGACAGGAAGAUUUUUUGGCAAUAUUUGAGAAUGCUGCUCUAGACUUGCAAAUAUUAAUUUACGCUAUCAGUAAGGAUUUACAUCGAAGGUUCGAGAGUGUGGUUUUCAUGAGUUGGCUGUUGCAAUGCAACCGUUUCCCUUACAACGAACAGAUCACAAACGAAUGGUUUCCAUAUCAUAUUCUUGGCGAAUCAGGACAAAAUGUGAUAAAUACUUUAAACGUGAGCCUGAAUGAAGAAGAAAGGAAAGAUUGGCAAAAUGGCAAAACAUCGUGGAGGAAAAAGCUGGACUUCCAAACUUUGACGGUACACCGUUUUUUCAUGGUACUAACCACGAAUCUGCGCUCAGCAUCUUGCAGGAGGGAAUCGAUAUCACUCACGGCGGACAACGACUCGACUUCAGUGAUGGGGAAGGAUUUUAUAUCACGAACGAUUUCUCUGAAAGUAUUCAAUAUGCUGAAUUUGCUAGAUCUCGCGGUUCUGCGAACCACGCUAAUUUGGGAGCAGCAGUUCUAA
Molecule: messenger RNA, 573 nt
Organism: Pocillopora meandrina
Lineage: Eukaryota; Metazoa; Cnidaria; Anthozoa; Scleractinia; Pocilloporidae
Source: the annotation of a GenBank genome assembly